This is a messenger RNA of Carcharodon carcharias (great white shark), 2677 nucleotides long. It is a transcript of the gene cdkl1, whose product is annotated as cyclin-dependent kinase-like 1 (CDC2-related kinase). Gene Ontology annotation, molecular function: ATP binding; cyclin-dependent protein serine/threonine kinase activity. Gene Ontology annotation, cellular component: nucleus. The transcript is spliced from 9 exons. The record is from RefSeq and is a predicted model, not a curated record. Gene Ontology annotation, biological process: protein phosphorylation. The coding region runs from base 332 to 1393 and encodes 353 amino acids. Lineage: Eukaryota; Metazoa; Chordata; Chondrichthyes; Lamniformes; Lamnidae.
UCCGAGUGGGAUUAAACACCGGACAAGGGAAUCCGAUAUCGCCUGGGGCAAGGGCAACAGCAGCAUUUUGCCGCUGGGUGAGGGACAGGGUCUGUGUCCAGAAGCGGGAGCAUCUCUCCAGAGGCAGCGCUCCGGGGCGGGCAGCGGGAGCCGGAGGCGCUGCCCCCGAGGACUUGGCGACAGGUCCUGGGCAGCGGCGGCGCCACCGCCUUCUCCAAUAUUUCAGUCGGUCGCUCAGGGCUCGGGCUCGGACUCGGACGCGCCAUUUUAGACCUUCGGCGUCGAGACUCAGGUGAAAACUGGCGGCAAUUAGCAGCGGGGACCUGGCGGUAUGGAGAAAUACGACAGAAUUGCCAAGAUCGGCGAGGGCUCUUACGGUGUGGUGUUCAAGUGCAGGAAUAAAGAGACCGGGCAAAUAGUGGCGAUUAAAAAGUUUGUGGAGUCGGAGGAUGAUCCGGUUAUUAAGAAGAUCGCGCUCCGGGAGAUCCGGAUGCUGAAGCAACUCAAACAUGCCAAUCUUGUCAACUUGAUUGAGGUAUUCAGAAGGAAACGAAGGCUUCAUUUAGUGUUUGAAUACUGUGACCACACUGUGUUAGAUGAAUUGGAUCGAUACCCCACAGGGGUACCAGAUCACUUGGUGAGGAGAAUUACUUGGCAAACACUACAGGCUGUGAACUUUUGCCAUAAGCACAAUUGUAUACAUAGGGAUGUAAAACCGGAAAAUAUCUUAAUUACAAAGCAUCACGUCAUUAAGCUUUGUGAUUUUGGUUUUGCCAGGAUAUUAACUGGUCCAGGAGAUUACUAUACAGACUAUGUAGCAACUCGAUGGUAUCGUGCUCCAGAGCUGUUGGUUGGAGACACACAGUAUGGCCCUCCAGUGGACGUUUGGGCAAUAGGCUGCCUUUUUGCAGAAUUGUUAUUUGGGGCCCCCUUGUGGCCAGGAAAAUCAGAUGUCGAUCAGCUCUAUCUGAUUAGAAAAACACUAGGUGAUUUGAUUCCUCGCCAUCAACAAGUCUUCAGAUCAAACCAGUUCUUUAGUGGAGUGAGCAUACCAGUGCCAGAUAAUGUGGAACCUUUGGAAAUGAAGUUUGCAAAUAUUUCCCAACAUGCUCUUGGAUUUAUUAAGGGUUGUUUACAUAUGGAUCCUGCUGCUCGUCUAAAUUGUGAACAGUUGCUGGAUCAUCCAUACUUUGAUAGCCUUAGAAAAGAACUGGAAAUGGGCAAGCAAAAAGCUCUGAAAAGACGUGUAAGAGCACCAUGCAGAAAUGUACCAGCAGUAAGUGGCUACAUGUUGCAAUACUUACCACAGCUUACCAGUAGCAAUAUACCUCCAUCCAUGGAAAGCAAGAAGUAUUUCAAGCAGAAAUAUAAUUACCAUCUACCUAACAUUUAACUAAAUGGCAAUAACACCAUCAAAUCACAGACAGCACCAUCAUCAGAAGGCAUCUACCUGAAAAACCAAGUGUCCAAAGAAAAUAUUAAAGUAAGAGUUUUUAAACUUUGAAAAAGUGAAAACUUGCACCAUAACUUUACCCAGCCUGAGAUUAUAUGCACUUUUUUUAGUUCAGUACUUUGUUUAUUCUUGUGUGUUUGAAUUUUAAAAGCGUGUACUUAUGGAAAUGAGUAUAAACCAGGAAAUACCUGGUCAGAGGAUUUGUUUUAGAUGUGUACCAUGUUUGUAUAAAGAAAUAGCACUGUAUUCUAUGCACUAUGACCUGCAUGAAAAUGUUUUAAAUUGUAAUCCCAUUUGGACAGAACCCAAGUCAUGUUAGCAUUUGGUGUCCUAACAUACACAAGAAGUGCAAUGGUUCAUUACAUUUAUACCUAGCAAAAGUUGACUGUUCAGUCAAGUAUACUGCCGACACUACUCUUCCACAGCUAUAGGAACACCAGGCUAAAGACUCUGUUUCAUCUUUGUCUAAUAAUCUGUUAUAUACAUUACUUAGACUGAAAGCAGCAUACAAAGGAGUUAAAAAAUUGGAUUUAUAACCUGCGUCCAACAGAAUAAGAACCAAUAUAUUUGUCGUGUUUUUAGUCCUAACCCAAUUUCCAUGUGAAUUUGAUUUUGAAUAGUUUGGUUUGUAUUUCUGCUAAGUUCUAAGAUGUCUCAUUUCAGCCACUCCCUUAAAAUACCCUGCUGUUGAAUGGAGUUUUCACUUCUGUACACUUGCCCCAUUCAGAUCCCAACUCUAGCACAGUACUCAAUGUAGUCAGAAACAACAGUUUUAGUCCAGCAGAUAGCCUGAAUUUAAAGUAAUUCAGUUUGGCUGCAGGGAAAACAUUGGAUUGUAGAUCUGUCAAUUAAACAAGACAGUUCUUGACAUGCAAAAUUCAGAGUGUUCUGCUUACUAUGUAUUUGUAUACAUUAUUGAUUGUGCUUCUUCAUACAAUUUUGAUAUAAAUGAAAAUGGAUAAAGAAAGCUAUGUUACUCAUUUUUUGUUAAAAAAUACAUGAACUGAUAACCUAACAAAACAUUUUAGCAUUGAAAAGUUGAUCUAGCACAUUUAAAUCAGACAUCUGAAAAGAACUGCAGAUGUGAAUACUAAAAAAUCAUAACUUAUAAAUAUGUUGGUUUAAAACUUGAGGUAUUACAUUACUUCACAUUUGUAAAUAUGUACUGUUUUGAACAGCUGCAAUGGAAACCUACAAAUAGAUUAUAAAAUCUGCAAUAUUUAU